AUGAUGUUGACUAAAACCACCCUUCUUGCCUUCUUUGCUCUGGCAUCUGCUCAUAGCAACCUUCAAACCCCAUUGUCCGGUCCCCAUCAAUCCUUAUGGUACAAUACUCUCCCAGGAGAUGGAGGAACACAGGCCGACUCUGUCUUCUCCGGUAUCUCAACGUUCGGUCGUCUUCCCUAUUUCCCAUGUCUCUCUAGCGAAGCUGAGAAAUACGACAUCGCCUUCAUAGGAGCCCCCUUCGACACCGGCACAUCCUACCGCCCCGGUGCUCGGUUCGGACCAAGCGGUAUCAGACAAGGUUCCCGUCGUCUCAAUCUCUACGGUGGCUACAAUGUCCCGCUCGAAGCGAACCCGUUUACCAGCGAUCUGAGGAUUCUUGAUUGCGGUGAUAUCCCUGUAACCUCAUAUGACAACGCCUGGGCCAUCCAGCAGAUCGAAGAAGGACACAAUAGCGUCCUCAUGCGCAAGCCCUUCACCGAUGCAGAUUCCUAUGGCCUAUCGAAGGCAGGCAAGACCCUGCCGAGAAUCAUCACCCUUGGAGGAGACCACACCAUCACUUUGCCCCUGCUGCGGAGUAUCAACAAGGCGUACGGGCCUGUGACUGUGAUUCAUUUCGAUUCUCACUUAGAUUCCUGGAAACCUAAAGUCUUCGGCGGCUCCCCGAGUAAAGUGGCAUCCAUCAACCACGGCACCUACUUCUACCACGCCGCGAUGGAGGGCCUGCUCAAGAACGACACGAACAUCCACGCGGGCAUCCGUACCACCCUUUCUGGUCCCUCUGACUACGGGAACGAUGGAUACUGCGGAUUCGAAAUAGUCGAAGCCAGAGAGAUCGACACUAUUGGAACCGACGGUAUCAUUAAGAAAAUUAGAGACAGAGUCGGCACCGAAAACCCGGUGUAUCUCUCUAUUGAUAUCGACACACUCGACCCGGCUUUCGCCCCUGCAACCGGAACCCCCGAGACCGGCGGCUGGUCUACGCGUGAACUUCGAACGAUUGUUCGUGGCUUGGACGGACUGAACCUCAUCGGCUCCGAUAUCGUAGAAGUUGCCCCUGCUUACGAUACCAAUGCUGAACUGUCUACUAUGGCCGCCGCCGACGUUCUAUACGAGAUCUUGACAAUCAUGGUGAAGAAGGGACCGUUGACUGUUCCGGAAAGGACGGAUCUGUAG
Aspergillus melleus is the source of this 1173-nucleotide messenger RNA. RefSeq names its product agmatinase. The record is from RefSeq and is a predicted model, not a curated record. The coding region runs from base 1 to 1173 and encodes 390 amino acids. NCBI's taxonomy places the organism in Eukaryota, Fungi, Ascomycota, Eurotiomycetes, Eurotiales, Aspergillaceae. Gene Ontology annotation, molecular function: agmatinase activity; metal ion binding. The transcript is spliced from 9 exons.